AUGGUCGCCCUGAACUUCCUUGCGCUCGUCGCCGUCUCCUGCUCGGCCUUCGUUGCCGCCCUUCCUACGGCCCAGCAAUUCGACUAUCCUUACGGCCAAGGCCGCGGCGAUGUGGCGGUGGUGGGCUCAACCCUCAAGCACGUCAACCGAACGCAUGACACCUUCAGCGUGCAAAUUGCCGUUCGCAACAAGGCGUUCGAGAAGCAAGUCGGCAUCAAGUGGACUCAAGAAGCGUGGUCCUCGAGCGAGGAGGUCCCAGCGCACUAUGUCGGAGGACUGGACAGCGGCUUCGAGUUGUGGGAAGUCACGGACGUCGGCCCUUUCGACUCGACCAAAUAUCCCAUGGAAUUCUGGGACCCAGCGUUCACCGCUUACGCCUCGUUCGCCAACGGACCCAGGGUCUGGGACCUGUACCCGAACUACAACGUCCUGAUCAAGGCCACCCAGGACAAUCCGAUGAUCAUACUCCCUGAGUACUCUUCUGGAUUGCACUACGAUAUAGGGCAAAAGAAGUACGUUUUGAGCGUCGCCCUUCGCACUCUCGCGUUCGACCUUAACGCGGACACUCAGCUCGACAAGCUCAAGGUGCGCUGGUCGAUUGACGACUGGAAGACGUACAAAGACACCCCCGCUGUCCGGUACGAUGCAAAUGGGCACACAUUCUGGGUUGAUGCUGUCGUUGGCGAUGCUUCGACAAAAUACCCAACGACACUUUCCUACGCGUUCCUCUACACGCACUCCAAAGGCACCUUCUGGGUGAACAACCUCGGCAAGAACUUCGAUACCGUCUUCCCCUCUGAGGUUCCUCACUGGCCGGGAGAGCAAUAG
Fimicolochytrium jonesii is the source of this 828-nucleotide messenger RNA. RefSeq lists its product as uncharacterized. The transcript has 2 exons. The record is from RefSeq and is a predicted model, not a curated record. Gene Ontology annotation, molecular function: protein phosphatase 1 binding. The coding region runs from base 1 to 828 and encodes 275 amino acids. NCBI's taxonomy places the organism in Eukaryota, Fungi, Chytridiomycota, Chytridiomycetes, Spizellomycetales, Powellomycetaceae. Gene Ontology annotation, cellular component: protein phosphatase type 1 complex.